This is a messenger RNA of Carassius auratus (goldfish), 5112 nucleotides long. RefSeq names its product protransforming growth factor alpha-like. Bases 418 to 984 code for a protein of 188 amino acids. The transcript is spliced from 6 exons. NCBI's taxonomy places the organism in Eukaryota, Metazoa, Chordata, Actinopteri, Cypriniformes, Cyprinidae. Gene Ontology annotation, biological process: positive regulation of mitotic nuclear division; positive regulation of cell population proliferation; epidermal growth factor receptor signaling pathway. Gene Ontology annotation, molecular function: growth factor activity; epidermal growth factor receptor binding. The record is from RefSeq and is a predicted model, not a curated record.
CGCCUCUCUUUGGCGCACACGAGUGCACGCGCGCACAAGCACACGCACGCACAACAGAAGGAUGUCAAAGGAGUGGAGAAGGUUCUGAGCUAUGACUGAUUAUUAGUGAUGUGGUUUUGUAGUUAACAAUGUUUUACCUCUUAUCUGUAUCAUAAUAGUUAAUUAGAAAAAAAAAUACAGUUAGGGCUUUAUAUGACGUCAGUGGUAAGACGGUGGUGCUCAAGUUAGACGUCAAGUUUAAAAUACCUGAAUCGACGCAUGGCGUCUUUUGUCGAGAAAGAUUCAUGAAACUGUGAAGAAAGAAUCACACAGUUUUACUCUGGAAUUCAGAUUUCCUUAAAGUUGGCUAGAGUAAACGUUUUAAUAUAAGAAACGACGCUGCGAAUCCUUACCACCAAGCCACCUAAACGCCUUAUAAUGAUGUAUCGUGCUUUUUGGGAUACAAUAUUCCUUCUCACCGGAUCCCUUUUUACAUAUGGGCAGGUGCAAGAGAAUUCUACCUCAACAACAACCAUUGCAACCACCACCACAACAACUACCACCACGACCACGACCACCACCAGCAGCACGACCACAACCACUACUACUUCACGUGUCAAAAAAUUUAUAGCAGCCGCUGUCCACUCUCACUUCGAUGACUGCCCUGACUCCCAUAACCACUUCUGUUUUCAUGGCACAUGUCGCUUUCUCAUACUGGAGGAAACACCUGCAUGCAUAUGUCAUCCUGGCUUUGUGGGCAUGCGAUGUGAACAUGCAGACCUCUUGGCAGUGGUGGCAUCUAACCACAGGCAACAGACUGUGGCCACCAUGCUGGUGUUGUGUGUGGUGGGCAGUGUUCUACUCAUGCUGCUGUGCACUCUACUAAAUUGUUGGUGGAGACGGGGUGGUUGUGGGCGAGGUAACACCAUUUCGUGUUGGUCAGAGAAGCCUAGGAGUAUUCUGACGGGUGGGACAUCCUGCUGUCACUCAGAAACAGUGGUUUGACAUGAGUUUUCUGGAGCUCAUGCAGGUGCUCUCUUAAAAAUGAGACUAAAAAAUAUUUCAUCUUACUCCUGGACUUCACUAUGACUGCGUUUCUCAAACUACAGAGAGUUGAGAGACAACUGAGAGCAUUUCGAUGUGGACAGUGGGAGAACCCAAACAUGGAACUUUACAUUCAGACUGACUGAGUCAUUCCUAAAAGGAUAUGGAUUCUGGAACAACAACAGCAAUGACAAGAGUUCAAGAUGGAACUCAAAAACUGAGAAACUCUGAAAGAAGAACUCAGAACAAACUACAUGGAACUUAGCUACAGCAUCCAGUGAUGUAGACACAUGGCCAUUUGGAAUAAGGUACGGAUCUAUGGCCCAAAAAAAAAAAAAACUUUGAGAGAGGUUAUAGAAAAAUCAUUCUUACUAACAGAGCUUAUCUUAAAGCUAUAAUUACCUUUAUAGAUGUAUAAGACAACAUUUUCCCAGUUUUUGUCUUUUAAAAUACUGUAAUCAUAAAAAAACACUGAUAAUAUGCUAUUAAUGAGAUGUGAAGCUCACUAAAAAGUACUUUAAGAUAUACUUUUUAACAAGGAUAUAAUAUCACAUUAUUUUCUGAAUCACAUUAUGGAUAAAGAAUGGGAGAUUACUUAACAUUAACGAGUAGCAUGUAAUAUUAAAACUACAACAGACUCUUUUGCCAAUUUAUUUGAGCUUGAUCUCCUUAUAAUGUUGAUUAAAAAUUGUAAACAACUUUUCAUAGAUUAACAGCAAACAUGAGACACUAUAGCCGGCUCUGAGGGACAAAUAAUUUAUUUUACAUUUAUAAUUACAUUUUUUAAAAAAUACAAAUAUUGGAAAUGUAUGAUAAAACCAUUCACAAAAAUGACAUGUAACUUGAAGUUAUGCAUAGAUUCACAAAUCCCACAAAAAAAUUGUCUUCAUGCACAGAAUUUGCUUGUUCGCUAUCAAAAAUUUGUCAGGAUCAGUAGGGUAAAUGAUUUAGAAUGGGAGCCUCAGUAUGUUCACUAUUUUUAGCCGUGUUAUGACGUCACAUAACAUCUGCAUGUUCACAUAUGGAAUAAUUGGAUGCAUGUCUUAUCACAUAAUUACACACAUUUCAUUGUGCUCUUCUUGUGCAAUGUACAUUUCAAACACGCUGUGAAUACAGUCACCUUUAAAUCUGCACCUAUAUUUUUCAUGAUGGAUGUUGGUGAUGGCUAUAGUGCAUCUUUAUUCACGCACUUAAAGAAUAACACUUCACUGUAUCUUAAUUGCCUAAUUCACUAUUAUAAUGUUUAUUGGGGCACACAUAUGCAUACAGAGGCUCAAACCAUUAUUGAUAUUACUCAGUUUGAUGCAUGCUGUCCUUACCAACUUAUGCUUAUAAAGAUAGAUGGAAACUUUUACACUGAAAUAUUUUAAUCCAUAUGUUCGUUGUUUUCUCAUUAUCUUAUUCUGUCCUCAAGCUUUUGCCAAUCUCAUGUUAUAAAACGAAUGUUGAGUGACCGUUAAGGUCAGAAGGUUUAUGUAUAAAGUAUGCCAUUGUAGGUUUUAUUCAAUCUAAACCCUUCUCAGAAGCUGGCAAAUGACUGAUCUAGCACAGAGAAAGAUAGAAAAAAAGGCUUAUUUUUGGCCAUGUUACUGAAAUCUGAUCACUGCGUGAAGCCUCAUGAAAUAUUUGAUAUAAUGAUCCCAAAAGUCAUCCAAGUAAAAAAUUUAACGCUUACGCUGUCAGCACGGACAACAUUUGUGAAUGAUUUUGAUCAGCCUGAAAAAAGAGAUUCAGGAUGAUUUAUCUAUAUUUAUUUAUUGAUCUACGUGACUGAUCCUGAUAUUUCACUUUAAUUGUAAACAUAAGGACUGAAUAUAAAAUUCACAAAUAGAAGUUGAAAAAAAAAUGUGGGUGAGUGUUAAACCUACGAUAUUCCAAAUGUAAUGUUUUUUUGUUGAGGAGUUUGUUAAAAUUGUAAAGCAAGCAUUGGGAAUUUCGGAUUGAACAGUUUUGUAACAUGCAGUCAUUGCAUAAUUUCCAUAUGUGGAAUUACAGUCAUCCAUGAUGAUUAUGAUGAUGUCAAACCUAAAGACUAACGGAUGAAUUGGUCUUAGCACUAGAGAUGAUGCUCAGUGUUGCAUCUCUUGCUUUGUUCCAACUGAAUCCUGUUUCAACCCGAUUAGUAGCUUAUUGACUGACGUUUGUGUAUGGUAUAAUGUAAACACCAUCUGUCGUUCUAUUGAAAAUACUGUCUUGUUUCAUGUUGGGGGAAAAAAUUGUGGGGAAUAUUGUUUUGGUUGUACUGUAUGUGAAGAAUGAGGUGUUUUCUCUGAUCAUCAGUCAGGCAUGAAGGUAAGAGUUAAAUGAUUCCAAUAGGACUGUCACAUGCUUCACUGUAUGACAUUUUGUUGAGUGUUUUGACCUCUGUCUAAGUUUGCAUAUUUUUCCAAAUAUCACAAAGUGCAGCAAAAUCUGGACUGGACCUGAUUCUUACCUAUCGUAAUUUUUCAUUUCAUCACACUUUUUAUGAAGCAUACUUUUCCUCCUUGCCAGUUAUAAACUCCACUCUGUUUAUUUAUAUCCUUCAUCAUCUGAAUAUUUGAAAAGGGUCAAACAGAGCCAGAGUGCUCUUUUUGCUGCAGGUAAAGCUCCGCUCCUUUAUUUACUUACUCAACAAUUUAUUUAUUUAUUUGUUUGGCUAAACCUUUUGUGAGAUGAGGGGGAAGGCCCCCAGAGAUCAUGACCUAAAGCAGUUGAGCUUGCACAUGAGUGACCACAUGAAGUUAAGUGCCUGCUUGACUGGCAUUGCGUGACUAUUUUUUUAUUCACUUGUAAUUUACCGUUCGCUUUUUGUGGUCACAGACUAUUUUUUGCUUCAAUUCUUUCCACUUAUUUUAUUCUAUUUAUUUAUAUAGUGCCCCAGUAAAGAAUCCAUACUUGAUAAAUAGAUGCCUGUAAAGAAACUUUAACAUCCAUGGAAACUUUCCACAGCAUAAAAGUUUAAUUAUGUUGGAAAAAAGAAUUUUGAUUAUUAAAAUGCUCUUCACAAAAUGGUUCUUUAGUGGAACUGUUCACUGAAAAUGGUUCGUCUGUGGCAUCAAUUUGGAAACUUUUUUUUUUUAACCUUUAUUUUUGUCAUUCUUCUCAUCUUUAUUUGGCGUAUUUCAUCUUAACUGCUCUUAACCUCGAUCUCCUCUCCCUUUCUUCUUAUUUCACGAUCCUCUGUUGAUUUGGUUUCUCAAUCCCAUUAAGGUUUUCAAUUGGAUUGCAGCACAGCCCCUCAUAGCCGACUGGCUGAGCCUCUAAAGCCAGCUUUGUUUUAAGCGCUCUGCUGAGGGAACUGAAUACACACAACACGCUUACAGAGCAGCGAGAUAGAAACACAACAGAAAGGAUGUAUUCCAGUUGUCGAUUAUGUGAAGAUCGCCUGAGGAAACACUCUGUAUAGGCAGAUGGAAGUGCACAGUCUGUGUCCUACUGCUGUUUGCCCUCAUUUCAUAAUCUUCUCAUCCUAAUGCAAAUUCCACAAUAAUUGAAGAGCAUAAACGUUAUUCGUGGUUUGUUUUUUCCCCCGCCAUUCUAAUUUUUGGACUAAUUUUCAUCUUUUUGACUGUACAACCAUAGCUGGUAUUUGUGCUAGAGCAGAUGGGGAGGAAUAAGAGUAUUUGGGUAUUAGGGUUAAAUGAUCUCCCUCUCCACCAGCCAUCCACAGCCUCUACAGAAACUACCUCUAUUGUCUUUAAUAUUAUUGUCUGUCUGAACUAUUUCACUGUAGAAAUGAUUUGCAAAUGGCAAAAAGAAAACAAUUAGACUAAAUAACAACUUUUGUUUGUUUUUCAGAUUCAUAAGGUUUAGUUAAUGUCCCUCGAUCAGUACACUAUAAGACACUUACUAAUGCGCCAUCUGCUGUUUAUAGAGGAAAUAAGUAGUUAUGAAUUUUAUUAUUCAAUUUUAUUUUUAGCUAUUUAACAAAAUAUUAAUUAACUAAAUUUAUAUACACAUUAUUUGAAUUAUUAUUUGUUAAUUGAAUUAAAGAAAUGCCUGAAAGAAAACGUAUUCUAUGUCAGGACAGAGCCGGAUGAGAUUGUUAAUUAGAAAUAUUUAGCAAAUAAUUAUGUGAUUUGAAAAUAGAGAAAAGUUGUGUAGGGU